UUGCGAAGCGAAAUGCGAAGUGCGAACGCGAGUCGCGAACGAAAAUGUGAUUGUGAAGUGUGAAUUGUGGCGGCAAUGCGCGUGGUAGGGUCGGCUUGAUAAUAAAAACAUAUUACUUUAUUUAUUUUUGUUGUUAUGAAGUAACGAGUGGAACAAAAUGUUGUAAUUAUUUUGUGUUAUGUUUUUGUUUUGUUUUAUUUAAUUUAUUUAUUUGAAACACAAACAUGGAUGUAAAACAUUCGGAUGAAUCUUCAUAUAUGGUGGAAGCAAGGAAGCCAUGGUACACAUACAUCACAGUGGAGCCUGUCAUGUUCUUCUACAUGAUGGCGUUCAUGAUAACCAAUGUCAUAGAACAGACAUUCUAUUUGUUUCGAGCAUGUACUGUAAACCAUGGCUACAGUGAGGACAUCUGCUACAAUAUAAGUGAAUAUGAUGACAUCAACAAGCAAGUGCAGGUAACAGCUUCAGUGUUCCACCAAUGGAACGGGGUAGCGGGCCACAUAGUUCCUCUCCUCCUAGCUUUCUUCCUUGGCUCGUACAGUGACAAGCGAGGCAGGAAGAUCAUCAUACUGGCCGGCCUUAUCGGGAAACUGUACUUCUCUGUUAUGAUCACGUUUAUUACAACUAAUUCUUGGCCCGUAGAAUACAUAAUAUACUUCGCGGCUUUCCCUUCUGCACUGACCGGCUCGGACUUGGCCAUAUUCGCGGGCUGCUUCGCGUACUUGGCCGACGUGUCCUCGGUCAAGAAUCGAACCCUGCGCGUCGGCGUGUUGGACGCUGUGUACUUGAGCACUAUGCCUACGGGGAUAGCACUAGGUAACCUAAUAUACACGAAGCUGGUAAACCGCUCCUUCACAGCCAUGUUCGCUAUAAACUCCUGUCUCAUGGCGCUAGCAACACUGCACUGUAUAUUCUUCCUAAAAUGGCAGACUCGAAGCGAACAAGUGUCACUAAGAGAUGCCGGAAUUAGGAACCCUUUGAAGGAUUUCUUUGAUUUAAAUAAUAUAAAACAAACGUUUGUUACGCUGACGAAACACAGGCCCAAUAAUAAGAGGAUGUUCUUAUGGUUUCUACUCAUUUCUAUGGCGUUUUAUACGUUUCAACGUGAUGAAAAGGCCGUGUUAUAUCUGUACACUUCAAAAGUAUUCAAGUGGGACUCCACAAACUACAGCAACUUCAAAACGUAUUUAAACACUUGCUACGUGAUCUUUACUCUCUUCGGUAUACCGCUUAUGACAAAAGUACUGGAAUGGAGGGAUACCAUAAUAGUGAUGCUGGGUGCUCUAGCGCACAUGGGCGGGCACUUGAUAUACGCGCAGGCAACGAGCGGGCAGCUGAUGUACGUCGGCGCUAGUGCGGCUGCGCUUGGGCCUUGCGUUGUGUCGCUCGUGCGCUCUAUGGCCAGUAAAGUGCUGACCCCGAGCGAGAGAGGUGUCGCAUUCGCGUUUCUAUCAGUAAUGGAGAACGCGGUGGGAAUGUUUGCGUCGAUAGUGUACUCGCAGCUUUACAAGGCGACGCUCGACUCGCAGCACAUCAACUCGAUAUUCUACCUGACCGUGUGCACGCAGGCGGUGGUUUUUGUAUUGGCUUUGACAAUGGACAUAUUGCUAAAAGGACGCCGAAUUGAAAGUCAAUUGGAACAAGAUGAAAGGCGCAUGUCGGAGAGUACGUGAGGAAAUAUAUAUUAUGGACUGUUUGUUAGAGAUAUUCAUAUUGGAAAUCAUAUUUUAUUUGUGUAUUUAAAAUAUUAUUAUUUCACUGUGUUACAAAGGAAACUUUAUAAAAUAGACUGGCGCUUAAUUUUUUUCAAGGCCGCAAAAGAGGUUAGUGCCAUCAGAAAAAAAAAAUAUUUUAGUUUUGCGUUUUUGUGUGCUUUUUUUAGGUGCAUUUUUCCUUAAUAUUUAUUUACAACAGUAUAAAAAGUGGUAUCUAGCAAAUGCCAAUUUUGAAAAUUAUAAGUACCACUAACUAGUUUUGAUAAACAAUUGCUCAUUAAAUUAUUUUUAAUUAGACUAAUAUUAAUAAAAUUAGA
This is a messenger RNA of Colias croceus (clouded yellow), 2032 nucleotides long. RefSeq names its product proton-coupled folate transporter. The record is from RefSeq and is a predicted model, not a curated record. Gene Ontology annotation, molecular function: transmembrane transporter activity. Lineage: Eukaryota; Metazoa; Arthropoda; Insecta; Lepidoptera; Pieridae. The transcript is spliced from 9 exons. Gene Ontology annotation, cellular component: membrane. Bases 225 to 1673 code for a protein of 482 amino acids. Gene Ontology annotation, biological process: transmembrane transport.